Molecule: messenger RNA, 4299 nt
Organism: Folsomia candida
Lineage: Eukaryota; Metazoa; Arthropoda; Collembola; Entomobryomorpha; Isotomidae
Product: gamma-tubulin complex component 3
Exons: 10
Coding region: 145-3126 (993 amino acids)
Biological process (GO): mitotic cell cycle; cytoplasmic microtubule organization; spindle assembly
Cellular component (GO): spindle pole; centrosome; equatorial microtubule organizing center
Molecular function (GO): gamma-tubulin binding; microtubule minus-end binding
Source: RefSeq, a predicted model, not a curated record
AAAAGUGCCGACUUUUGUUAUUUUUUUACCCCGACAGUGCACCCCGCGCAGGUUGCAAAAGUCAGGGUGGGAGAGAGAGAGACACCAACUUCGUCUUCUUCGUCAUUAUUUUAAUUAUUAUUUAUUUGUUUCGCCACUUUCGACAUGAAGUCGUCGUUGUCGUCGACUUCCUCCCGCAAUAAUUCGAGUUUUCUCCGUAAUGCGUCCGCGACGUCGAUCUCCUCCCAGGGAGGGAGUGGUGGUGGUGGAGAUGCCUUGGCGAGAAGGGUGGCUGAACUUUAUAAACAUUUGACGGGUGGGAAAGUAAUUGGGGACCGUGAUCUCUGCGAGGUCGUCUCCUCCCUGACCUACACCUCUGAACCUACUAACACCCAGAAUGAGACCAGAUUAAUAGAAAAGCUCAAACUCCACUUGAUCCAUCAAGAUCGUGCCGUCGAGUCGAAACGGUUUCUCGAACUGUCCCAAAAACUGAGAGGAAUCCCCCUCCUCAAAAAUCGUGAAGCCAUGAUCACCCUCUUUUUCGACCUCUUUGAUAAGGAACCAACCCGUGCAGCGAUACAAGCAAGACGCGCAGCCAGAGGUCAACCUCCCCUCAUGACGCCUCGACAACAAUCCGACCCCAACAGUAACCUCGAAUUCGACGGGUUCACCCCCAUGCCGACCUUUUCAUUCGUAUCGGAUCGUGCAAUGAGUGAUAAAAUUCAUCGCAGCGUGAGCAACGUGCCCUCUUUGACGUCGCCACCGUCGUCGACGUCGACGCGUCCAGCAGGACAUCCUAUGACGGACAGCGGCUAUGGAGCGAAUAACAAUAAUAACAUGGAGAAACUUCUGAACAAUGGGGGUAGCCUUUUGCCCAGUAAAGUUAUCGCGUUUCCUGUCGAUCACCAAGGAGGAGGAGGUCGUAGACCGUUUGUUAGUGGAAGUAGUGGUGGAGGUGGAAUGACCCAGUCGAUCUCGAUGGGGAACGGAAGAGGGGGACGAAGUGAGCUGCAUUUAUUUGGUAAAAAUGAUGCCGCCCCUGUUAAUAAAAUGAAUGGACAUCCUCGCACGAGUGGUGGUGGUGGAGGAUUGUAUCUGUCGCCCCGACAAAUUGAGAAAGAUUUGAUCCGUGAUCUAAUCUUCGUCUUCCAAGGGAUUGACGGUGCCAUGAUUAAAUGUGAUGCGAAAGGAAAUUUCAACGUUGCUGCAAAGAAACCGAUCCAUCCCGGAUCUCGCCUCCAAGCCCUCCGCCUCGCCGAACUGGGCUACUUUUACAAACAAAUUCGCACCUAUUGCGACACUGCGAGGGUGGGACUUAUGGCACAAGGCUUGAAACAUGCGUUGGACAUCGAACUCCAAGAAUAUUAUCGUCUCCUCGCCAUCGUGCAAGGACAGGUCCAACAAACCACAAUCAUAGCUGACACCCCUCUUAGCGAGCAGCUUCCGUUAACCUCCCCCGGGGAAGAGAUGACCCUUUUAAAACUGACCGUCUGGAUGUGGGACAUUCGCCCCCGUCUCGACGCCCUCUCCUCGAUCAUCACGACUUGUGAAUCCUUCAAAGGCGGCGAGCUGUGUUCCAUGCUCUAUAAAUAUUCUCACCACGGUGACCCCAUGAUUCGCGCCGUGACGAAGUCACUCCUCUCCACAACGGCAAAACCCCUCUACUUGAUGUUAUGCCAGUGGAUCCUCUACGGCGAGUUGGAAGAUCCCUACGGAGAAUUUUUCAUCGAGGCGGACAUCUCCUGCAAAAAGGAGCGCUUGUGGCACGCAAAGUAUCACAUUCGAUCUUCCAUGCUCCCUUCGUUUAUCUCGAUCAAGCAGGCCGAACGCGUUUUGGCGACGGGAAAAAACAUCAACUUUUUGAAAGAUAUUUGUCAUCAUAAUCAAGGUUAUGAGGGGCGUGGACGGAUAAAAGAGUGGCUCGCGGAUAACCCAGUCGACUGCAUGUUCACCGAGGACGACAAAGUGUUAACCACCGUGAUCGAGAAAGCGUACAAGACCACGUCUAAAAUGGUUUUAGAAGUUUUAAUCAAUGAAUCCAAGCUGAUCGAUCAUUUAAAAGCGUUAAAACACUACUUGCUCCUCGGUCAAGGAGAUUUUAUCCAACAUUUGCUCGAACUUGUGCAAGAGGAGCUGCAAAAACCUGCCAACAAGCUGUACACGCAUAACAUCUCCGCCAUUCUGGAAUCCGCCGUUCGCGCGACGAACGCACAGUUCGAACCGGAGGAAAUCCUGUGUCGCCUUGAUACCCGGAUUUUACCCGUGAACGAUCGUGACCUUGGUUGGGACGUGUUUUGCCUCGAUUACAAAGUGCACGGUCCGAUCGGUACGGUUCUCACGGAGGACGACAUGAUCCGUUAUAAUCAAUUGUUCAACGCGUUAUGGCGAUUUAAGAGGAUCGAGAUGAUUCUAAGUACAUUGUGGAAAGAUCAAACCGCCCUGUUCAAGUUUCAAAGGGUGAUUCCGGAAUUGGGUCCAGUUCUUCACCGUUCGCAGCUCUUAAUCUCAGAAAUGAUCCAUUUUGUCCACCAAACGCAAUAUUAUAUCAUGUUCGAGGCGACCGAGUGUGCAUGGGACAGAUUGAUGGAGGAGGUUUCCCGGUCUGUUGAUCUCGACGAAAUCAUUUCCGCUCACCACCGCUUCCUCGAAGCCAUCACGUCUCGAUCCCUUCUCGACUUAAAAAACCGCGAGUUGCUCAACCAACUCCGUGGAAUUUUCGACUCUGUCCACGAACUGAAAUCGUUCCUCUCUGACUUUGAAUCAGAAGUGGAGAAGGAACUCGCCCACCGAAAAAACACCCUCACCUCGUCCGACCCCAUCUCGCAAACCAAAGAAUUCUUCACAUCCUACAUCCGCCACGCGAAAGGCAAGAUAGAAACGCUCCACACAACGACGCAAGACCUCGUGCGAUCUUUCCUGCUCGUGCUAAAUCGCCAACCCGACUUGACCCUGCAAUGUCUCUCGUUCCGCCUCGACUUCAAUGAAUAUUAUCACUUUAAAGAUUUCCGUUUGUCUCAACCCCUCACGCUUCAGCAGAGGCGCAUGUCCUCCAACACCUUCGACCCGACCAACAUCCGCAUGACGACGUCCGGCCUGAACCAAUCAUUAUUUAAUUCUUCCUCCAUCCUGGAGAGCUUCGGUGAAUAAAAAAACCGGAGUUUCGACGGGGUGGGUAACACAGGUAGAAGAAAACGUGUAAGGUAGCAAUAAUUAUUUAAUGAGGAUUUUUUGUGUUGUAAAAUCGAGUAGUAGACAAAAAAGUUAUGUAAAUUGUAAAAUUUCGAAGGGAGGAAGAAAGGGUGGGAUUUAUGAUAGAUUUGUAACACCUGAUGUGUCAUCGUGAUCUGUGUAACGAAAUGUUUGUCAGUUUACGAAUUUUACAGAUUUUGCAUCGUAAUCUGUGUAAAAUUGUGGAAAUUUUUGGAAAUUUGCCGAUUUUAUGAGGAGUCAGAAAUCCAUCUAAUCCUUUCACCUCUCUGAGAUAAAAGUUGUCCCGUUUUUGGUGUCAUUGUCGUUCUCGUUGUUCUCUUAUCUCGGUGUUGAUCUAUCUUGAUGUUGAUCGUGUGUAAAUAUAGUGUCGUUGAUGUUGUUGUAAGGUAACUUUGUGGGCGAGGAGAUUAUGAACGAGUUGAAAUUUUGUUUGUUUUUCGGAAUUAUGUAAAAAUUGGGUCGUGAUUUUGGAAGGGUUUGAGUUUGAGUUCAUGAUUUUUUCGGGGAUGGUGUUUUUUGGAAAGGGAUGAGUCGAAGGUGUUUAAUUAAUUCUUAGUUAAGCUAAUUACUUACAUGUUUCCCGACAGACUGUUAAUUAUAGUGAUAAUUUAAUGAAACGGUGUCUAGUUUUUCGAAGUACGCGCUUAAAAAUCCAAAAUAGUGAGUAAUUGAUGAUCUAAACACAUAAUACCCUUAAUUGUUGCUAAUCAUUGAAGUUAUAUAGUGAAGUAGUUAGUUAAUUAAUUAUGCAUGAUACUCAUACCUGUAAUUGGAACGUAUUGUAAUUAUUGCAUGUGCCAAUUACAUACAUAUUGCAAAAAUAUUCGUCUAGUUUGGCUAAGAAUUUCUAGUUUGUAAACUAUUUAAUCACGAGAUUAUUAUGAACAAUGUUACCGAAAUUCUAUUUAAAAACGUCACAAAAAGACAAUAUUUGUCCAACUUUGGACAAAUCUACAUAUGUUUCUCUCGAACUUAAUUUGCAAAAAAAGUCAGUAUUAUCGAGAAAUUAGGGGGAAAAAGUGUAAAAAUUUAGACCCAUCACUUCGCACCACUUUAAAGACCAAUUAAUACUGAGUAGUAAAUUAAAAAUAAUUAUGUAAUGUAAAAUAA